Messenger RNA from Zalophus californianus (California sea lion), 4247 nucleotides. RefSeq names its product zinc finger with KRAB and SCAN domains 7 (gene ZKSCAN7). Gene Ontology annotation, molecular function: DNA-binding transcription repressor activity, RNA polymerase II-specific. Lineage: Eukaryota; Metazoa; Chordata; Mammalia; Carnivora; Otariidae. The record is from RefSeq and is a predicted model, not a curated record. The transcript has 7 exons. Bases 500 to 2743 code for a protein of 747 amino acids. Gene Ontology annotation, biological process: negative regulation of transcription by RNA polymerase II.
UUCCGCGGGCUACAGCUGUGUCCCGCACGCAGGGUCGCCGUGACUGUACCCCGGUGAGCGGAGCAGGGGCGGGAAGGGAGGUGCUGUCCGGGCCGGGGUCGCUGGGUUGGAGCCGCGGCCGCUUGCAGCGACGCCGGCCCGGUACACGCUUUGCCUCCGCGGCCAUUGGCGCGGCCCCUGUGAGCUCUGAAGCUGCCAGUUGUAGAGCCGCCUCUUUGUCCGGUACCCUUGACCAACUGUGCCUGGCCGGGAGCCCGGCACCUGCCGGUUACAGCGGAGAAAAAGGCAGACAUGGCCAGAAGUUGAAGGCUAGAGAGAAGUAGCUUACCGAGGGUACUGAGAUGCAUGGUGAUUAGCAUUGAUGGCCUAGUUACCACUAAGGUGACACCCCCAUUGCCCUCUGUCCCCAACUCUGAAAACAGCUCCUGAGACCUGAAUUACAGAGCAUCAUUUUAAUUGGACAAACUGCAGCUGAAACAAGCUUCUCUUGGAGGUCACAAUGGCCACCCAAGGCAGGGGAACUUUAGGCCUCCUCCCUAGGGGUGCUGUUCUCCAGAAACAGGAGGGGCGCCAGACCAUGAAGCAGGAGCCAGGGAGCCAGACCUGGGGUCAGGGCUGCAGUCUCCAAAAGAACCACCCUCCUGUCUGUGAAAUUUUCCGGCUGCACUUCAGGCAGUUAUGUUACCAUGAGAUGUCUGGGCCCCAGGAGGCACUGAGCCGGCUCCGGGAGCUCUGCCGCUGGUGGCUCAUGCCAGAGGUACACACCAAGGAGCAGAUCCUGGAGCUGCUGGUGCUGGAGCAGUUCCUGAGCAUCCUGCCUGGGGAGCUCCAGACCUGGGUGCAGCUGCAUCACCCUGAGAGUGGCGAGGAGGCUGUGGCUGUGGUGGAGGAUUUUCAGAGACACCUAGGAGAGGUUUCAGGUACUGUACAGAAACAGGAAAUGCAUUUGGAGGAGACAACAGCCCUGGGUACAACAGAAGAAUCUCUUCCUACUUCACCCUUCAGUGAGGGUUCAGCCUCUGGAGGCUGCCUGGAGCCUCCUCAUGACCUCCUCCCCAAUGGGCACUCUGGUCAGUGUGCUUCUCAGGUGCCUGUCCUUUCCCAAGCUGGGAAGUCAGGAGACCAGGCAGUGGCAACUGUGCUUCGGAUGGUCAGGCCCCAGGGAUCUGCAGCGUACCAGUUCCUGUCUGUGGACUAUACUGAGAGGAAGUGGAAAGGUCCGGCCCUCAGUCAGAGAGCCGUGUACCGGAGCAUCGUGCCGGAAAAUUACUGCAGCAUGGCCUCAUUGGCAGGUGAGACUAGGACGCGGCGUUCAGAGCUGCCUGCAAGGCAGGAAGUUUCUAAAGGACCGGCGUCAUCUGAUGGGACAUCAGGAGGCCUCUGUGGAGUAGUUUCUGGGGAACCAGAGACAGGAGCUGCCUGUGAAGGUACUUUAGAGAAGCUGGAAGGGCAAUCCUCAGAUGAAGAAGGGAGCAGACUGGAAAGUGAUUUCUUCAAAAUAACACACGAGGAUAAAGAUAAAUCCACAAAAGCUGGAUGUGAUGAAUAUAAUGAACUUGGGAGACAUCCAGAUCUGUCCUCUAGUGCUGCAGAACAUCAAGGAGUUCUGAAGGGACAGAAAUUUUAUCAAUGUGAUGAAUGUGGUAAAGCUUUCAAUCGGAGUUCACACCUCAUUGGGCAUCAGAGAAUCCACACUGGAGAGAAACCCUAUGAGUGUAAUGAAUGUGGUAAGACCUUCAGGCAGACCUCUCAGCUCAUAGUUCAUCUGAGAACCCACACAGGGGAAAAGCCCUAUGAGUGCAGUGAGUGUGGAAAGACUUACCGACACAGCUCCCAUCUUAUUCAACACCAGAGACUCCAUAAUGGUGAGAAACCCUAUAAAUGUAAUGAAUGUGCAAAAGCCUUCACUCAGAGUUCCCAACUGAUUGACCACCAGAGAACCCAUACUGGGGAGAAACCUUAUGAAUGCAAUGAGUGUGGUGAGGCCUUCAUACGUAGUAAAAGUCUUGUCCGGCAUCAGGUGGUUCACACUGGUAAAAAACCUUACAAGUGUAGUGAGUGUGGGAAAGCUUUCUGUUCUAAUAGAAAUCUUACUGACCACCAGAGGAUCCAUACUGGGGAGAAGCCUUAUGAGUGUAAUGAAUGUGGCAAGGCCUUCAGUCGGAGUAAAUGUCUUGUUCGACAUCAGAGCCUCCACACUGGGCAAAAACCAUACAAAUGUAGUGAAUGUGGGAAAGCUUUCCAUCAGAACUCUCAACUUGUUGACCAUGAGCGAAUUCAUACUGGAGAAAAACCUUUUGAAUGUAAUGAGUGUGGUAAGGCAUUCAGUCUGAGUAAAUGCCUUAUUCGACAUCAGAGACUUCACACAGGUGAAAAGCCCUAUAAAUGCAAUGAGUGUGGAAAAUCCUUCAACCAAAACUCACACCUUAUUAUUCACCAGAGAAUUCACACUGGUGAGAAGCCUUAUGAAUGUAAUGAGUGUGGGAAGGUCUUCAGUUAUAGCUCUAGUCUCAUGGUACAUCAGAGAACCCAUACUGGGGAGAAACCCUAUAAAUGUAGUGACUGUGGGAAAGCCUUUAGUGACAGCUCACAGCUCAUUGUGCACCAGAGAGUUCACACAGGAGAGAAACCCUAUGAAUGUAUUGAGUGCGGGAAAGCCUUCAGUCAGCGUUCUACUUUUAAUCAUCACCAGCGAACUCACACUGCAGAGAAGCACUCAGGUCUGGUUCGCUCAGUUUCUUAAGAUGUGAUUUCCCAAGGAACUUUGGAUUAAGCUUCUUUUUAUAAGAAGGAACUCUUAAAACUGCUCAUCAAAAUGUACCAAUCCCAUGCUUUCUGGUGAGUCAUGAAUGUGGGAGAGUGGGAGUCACAGUGAAAUCCUUUUCUGCUGUUAUGGAAGUAAGGACUACACAUUUCAUGUACUUUUAAGUUUGUUUAUUCUUUCGUUCAUUCUUUUAAACUAUUGAAAAAUCUGACUCAUUUCUCAGUUCUGCAUCCCAUUAAUCAGACUGUGCUUUUCAAGGACAGAGAUUAUGUGUUUCUUAUUCUACUCCGCCUCUACUUUACCAGUUACAUAAGUCAUAUUGCAAGAUGGAUUCAUUCUUUUCUUUCUCUUCACUAAGGCUCUCCCUAUAUAGUUUUUAAACUUCCACUCUAAUUCAGGCCCUCAUCACUUGUGUUCCCUACCUAUAAAGCCUUUCUUUUCCUGUUGGCUAAUGUAUAUCCCUUAGAUUCUUCCACAUCCCUCUCAUUUCUGAAAGACCUUGAAAUGCUCUUUCUUCCCUCUUAAACUUCUAUUCAUUUGACCUCAGUGCUUCCAAUUAGUUGGUGCUACAGUGUGUAACUGUUACUAAAUUACCUUUCCAAUCAUUCUGAACUUAACGUGUAUGUGUAUACUUUUAUAUCAACUUAUUGUAGGCUCUUUAAGGCUAGGUAUGGUAUCUAUUCUUUUAGCAUAUAGAUAAUAAUUUUCAUAUAGUAGUUGUUUAAUAAAUAAAUUUUUAAAACUCUGCUCGAAGUUGCACCAUCCUUAAAUUGGGUACAAGAUCCCCGUCCCCACCCCAAUCAGACUAGAGGCUUCUAAAGAUGGAAGUGUAUGUGUAGGAUAUCACACACAGGGGCCUCAUUGAUAUCUUCUAUGUGUAUUCCUGGACAUCUCACCUCUGUUACUUCAUUGUUGGUUUCUGAUAAAUACUCUAUUGUGUUUAGGAAAUUUCCUUCUAUUUCUGUUAUUUAUUUAUUUAUUUGUUUGUUUGUUUUUUUAAGUAGGCUCCAUGCGGGGCUUAAACUCAUGACCAUAGGAUCAAGAUUUGCAUGCUCUACCAACUGAGCCAACCAGACGCCCCUCUAUUUCUGUUUUUAGAAAAAGCAAGAUAGUACAGUAGUUAAGAACACUGAUUUUGUGCCUAGUACCCUAAUUCAAACCCUGGCUCCACCACUUUUCUAGGUGUGUGGUCUGGGCAAGUUACUUAGCUUCUUUGCGUGUCAGUUCUUCCGUCUGUAAAGUAAAGCUGUGCUUGUUAGGAUAAAAUUAGUUCAUAAAUGUUAGGCAUUUAGAACACUACUUGGCACUUAGUACCCACUGUAGCAAUUAUUACUAUACCUAGAGUUGCUAAGUUCUAUCAAGUUUUUAAAAAAAUCUAUUGGUGUAAUUUUAUGGGUCAUAUCCUUUAUUUUUGUAAUUCACUUUUUUACAAGUUUCCAAAUGAUUGAAAUUUCCUUGAAGUCCUGGAAUAAAACCUGUUUGU